AUGGAGGAUGACGAGUACGAGGAGGGGAUGGAGAUGGGCUACGGCGGGCAUCACCAGCACGGCGGCGGCCACGCGGGGUACGGCGCGGAGGAGGACGACGAGAUGGGGUACGGCGGCGGGGGCGGGGACGGGGACGAGAUGGAGGAGGCGGCGGAUGGGGACCCCGAGCAGCAGGAGGAGAUCACGCAGGACGACGCCUGGGCCGUCAUCUCCGCCUACUUCGAGGAGAAGGGCCUCGUGCGCCAGCAACUGGACUCCUUCGACGAGUUCAUCCAGAACACCAUGCAGGAGAUUGUCGAUGAGUCCGCCGACAUCGAGAUCCGCCCCGAGUCGCAGCACAACCCCGGCCGCCAGGCCGAGUUUGCCGAGACUCUGCACAAGAUUAGCUUUGGUCAAAUUUAUCUCAGCAAGCCGAUGAUGACUGAAGCCGAUGGAGAGACAGCUACUUUAUUUCCAAAAUCAGCAAGGCUCAGGAACUUGACAUACUCUGCACCACUGUAUGUUGAUGUGUCUUACAGAGUAAUGAAGAAAGGACAUGACUGUGAAGAAGUUACAGAGACUGCAGAGUAUCCCAAAGUGUUUAUUGGGAAGGUUCCAAUCAUGUUGCGUUCUAGUUACUGCACACUGUAUCAACAAUCUGAGAAGGAUCUCACUGAACUUGGGGAGUGUCCUUAUGACCAAGGUGGUUAUUUCAUUAUCAAUGGAAGCGAAAAGGUUCUUAUUGCCCAGGAGAAGAUGAGCACCAACCAUGUCUAUGUUUUUAAGAAGAGGCAGCCUAACAAAUUUGCAUAUGUGGCUGAAGUCCGUUCCAUGGCUGAGAACCAGAACAGACCAGCCAGCAGCAUGUUUGUACGGAUGCUUUCGCGAGCAGGAGCAAAAGGGGGAUCAUCUGGUCAAUAUAUCCGUGCUACUCUGCCUUAUAUUCGCGCGGACAUUCCCAUUAUCAUUGUAUUUCGAGCAUUAGGAUUUGUUGCGGACAAGGAUAUACUGGAGCAUAUAUGUUAUGACUUUUCUGAUACACAAAUGAUGGAAUUGCUACGCCCCUCCCUGGAGGAAGCUUUUGUCAUUCAAAAUCAACAGGUUGCUCUGGACUACAUUGGAAAACGUGGCGCAACAGUUGGUGUCACUCGAGAAAAGAGAAUUAAAUAUGCAAAGGAAAUACUUCAAAAGGAAAUGUUGCCUCAUGUUGGUGUUGGGGAAUUCUGUGAAACUAAGAAGGCAUACUAUUUUGGGUAUAUUAUUCACCGCCUACUGAUGUGCGCUCUUGGUCGAAGAGCUGAGGAUGACCGAGAUCAUUAUGGAAAUAAAAGACUAGAUCUUGCUGGUCCACUGCUUGGAGGGCUGUUUAGAAUGCUUUUCAGGAAGCUAACAAGGGAUGUGAGAUCUUAUGUGCAAAAGUGUGUAGAUAACGGAAAGGAAGUUAAUUUGCAAUUUGCUAUCAAAGCAAAAACUAUUACCAGUGGCUUGAAGUACUCUCUUGCUACUGGAAACUGGGGACAGGCUAACCAAGCUGGAACCAGAGCAGGGGUUUCUCAGGUGCUUAAUCGCCUGACCUAUGCUUCUACACUUUCACAUCUCCGGAGGCUGAACUCUCCCAUUGGGCGUGAAGGAAAAUUGGCAAAACCCCGCCAGUUGCAUAAUUCACAUUGGGGAAUGAUGUGUCCUGCUGAAACACCAGAAGGACAAGCUUGUGGCUUGGUGAAAAAUCUUGCCUUGAUGGUAUAUAUCACUGUUGGUUCUGCUGCAAAUCCAAUUUUGGAAUUUUUGGAGGAGUGGGGCACAGAAAAUUUUGAGGAGAUAUCACCAGCUGUCAUUCCACAAGCUGCUAAAAUUUUUGUCAAUGGUUGUUGGGUUGGAAUUCAUAGGAACCCUGACCUGUUGGUUAAGACUCUUAGGCGUUUAAGAAGACAGAUUGAUGUCAACACUGAAGUUGGCGUGGUUCGUGAUAUCCGUCUUAAAGAACUUCGACUUUACACGGAUUAUGGACGCUGCAGUCGUCCAUUGUUUAUUGUUGAGGGUCAGAGGCUGCUCAUCAAGAAGGCGCAUAUCCGAGCUUUGCAACAAAGGGAGACUCCUGAUGAAGGCUGGCAUGAAUUGGUCUCAAAAGGAUUUAUAGAAUACAUAGAUACUGAAGAAGAGGAGACUACCAUGAUCUCCAUGACCAUAAGUGACCUUCAAAAUGCAAGGCACAACCCAGAGGAUGCUUACUCUGAAACUUACACACAUUGUGAGAUUCAUCCUUCAUUGAUACUUGGUGUUUGUGCGUCGAUUAUUCCUUUUCCUGACCACAACCAGUCACCUCGUAAUACAUAUCAGUCUGCUAUGGGAAAGCAAGCCAUGGGAAUUUAUGUCACCAAUUACCAGUUAAGGAUGGACACGUUGGCCUAUGUUCUAUACUACCCACAAAAGCCUCUAGUUACUACUCGUGCUAUGGAACAUUUGCACUUCAGACAGUUACCAGCUGGCAUUAAUGCAAUUGUUGCUAUCGCUUGUUAUUCUGGAUAUAAUCAAGAAGAUUCAGUUAUUAUGAAUCAAUCUUCCAUAGAUCGUGGGUUCUUCCGAUCACUAUUUUUCCGCUCUUACAGAGAUGAGGAAAAGAAGAUGGGUACACUUAUCAAAGAGGAAUUUGGUCGUCCAAAUAGGGAAAAUACUAUGGGAAUGCGCCAUGGGUCAUAUGAUAAACUAGAUGAUGAUGGCCUUGCACCACCUGGAACAAGGGUCUCGGGGGAAGAUGUCAUUAUUGGGAAGACAUCUCCUAUUCCACAGGACGACGCUCAAGGGCAAGCUUCUAGAUACUCGAAGCGUGACCAUAGUACUUCUCUGCGUCACAGUGAAAGUGGCAUGGUAGAUCAGGUUCUGUUAACAACAAAUGCGGAUGGUCUAAGAUUUGUCAAGGUUAGGAUGCGAUCUGUUCGCAUACCACAAAUUGGAGACAAGUUUAGCAGUAGGCAUGGGCAAAAAGGAACUGUUGGGAUGACUUACACUCAAGAGGAUAUGCCAUGGACAAUCGAAGGCAUCACGCCCGAUAUUAUUGUGAAUCCACAUGCUAUUCCAUCCCGUAUGACUAUUGGGCAGCUGAUUGAGUGUAUUAUGGGUAAAGUUGCGGCCCAGAUGGGGAGGGAAGGUGAUGCCACUCCAUUCACCGAUGUGACUGUGGAUAACAUCAGCAAAGCUCUUCAUACAUGUAAUUAUCAAAUGCGUGGAUUUGAGACCAUGUACAAUGGUCACACUGGAAGAAAACUGACUGCAAUGAUUUUCCUGGGUCCCACGUAUUACCAAAGACUCAAGCACAUGGUGGAUGACAAGAUACAUUCGAGAGGACGUGGUCCUGUUCAGAUACUCACCCGGCAACCAGCAGAGGGGCGAUCUCGUGAUGGUGGUCUCCGCUUUGGAGAAAUGGAAAGGGACUGUAUGAUCGCGCAUGGAGCAGCUUUCUUCCUGAAGGAAAGGCUGUUUGACCAGAGUGACGCAUACCGAGUCCAUGUAUGCGAGAAAUGUGGUCUCAUCGCAAUAGCUAACCUAAAGAAGAACUCGUUCGAAUGUAGGGGCUGCAAGAACAAGACUGACAUUGUCCAAGUACACAUACCCUAUGCUUGUAAGCUUCUGUUCCAGGAACUUAUGGCAAUGGCCAUUGCUCCCAGAAUGCUUACCCAUGAUAUGAAGACAGGGAAGGAUCAGAAAAAGCGCUGA
Messenger RNA from Miscanthus lutarioriparius, 3690 nucleotides. NCBI's taxonomy places the organism in Eukaryota, Viridiplantae, Streptophyta, Magnoliopsida, Poales, Poaceae. The record is from the annotation of a GenBank genome assembly.